AUGAAUAAAGUCUUUGAGCAGCAGAUAGGCAGGAACCUCGAGGUCUAUGUAGACGACAUGGUCGUCAAAACAAAGGUCGGCCACCCCCACAUCGACGACCUUGAUGAGAUAUUUACGCAAGUCAGAAAAUAUAACAUGAGGUUAAAUCCUGAAAAAUGCGCCUUUGGUGUUCGAGGAGGAAAAUUCCUUGGGUUUAUCUUGACAAGCCGAGGAAUAGAGGCUAAUCCAGAAAAAUGUCAAGCUAUUCUCGACAUGCACAGUCCUACUACAAUAAAAGAAGUUCAACGGCUGACAGGCCGAUUAGCUGCAUUAUUAAGAUUCAUGCCGUGUUUAGCAGCUAAAUCCUUUAACUUUUUUCAAUGUUUAAAGAAAACAGCAAAACACUUUUCUUGGAAUCAAGAAUGUGAAGAGGCAUUCCUAGGCUUAAAACAAUUUUUGUCUAAACCACCUGUUCUACAAAAGCCAAAGCUCGGCGAACCAUUAUAUCUAUACUUAUCUGUAACUGAUGUGACCAUUAGUUCUGUUCUUAUUACAGAAAACAACAAGGAGCAACAGCCGGUCUAUUUCGUGAGCAAGUCACUACAAAAUGCUGAGCUACGUUACCCAAUGCUCGAGAAGCUCGUCCUAGCACUAAUCUUCUCCGCCAGGAGACUCCGACCUUAUUUUCAGAGCCACACAAUCAUCGUUCGAACAGCCCACCCACUUCGGCAGAUACUCUCUAAGCCUGAGUUAGCAGGACGAUUAAUUAAGUGGUCCAUAGAGCUGUCAGAAUUUGACAUUCAAUAUCAGCCUAGAGGGUCGGUUAAAUCACAAUGUUUAGCGGACUUUGUAGCCGAACUUACGUCCUCAAACUCCGACGAUAAAGGUCAACCUUGGACCUUAUUCGUUGACAGUGCUUCGAACCCUCAGGGGGCAGGUGCAGGAAUACUACUUGAGAGCUCGGAUGGCAUAGUAAUCGAGCAUUCUCUCAGGUUCUCGUUCAAAGCAAGCAACAAUCAGGCCGAAUAUGAAGCCCUCAUUGCUGGGCUCAGGUUAGCUACUGAUUUACAGGUUAAAAUUCUAAAAGUUUACUGCGAUUCAUUACUAAUUGUUCAGCAAGUAAAUCAUAGUUUUCAAACGAAAGAUCAGAUAUUAUUGAAAUACCUAGACAUUGUCCAAAAGCUAUUAAAUGAUUUUUCAAAUGUCGAGGUUAUCCAUAUACCUAGGGAGCAGAACCAUAGAGCCGAUAUCUUGUCAAAGCUAGCCACCACACAAACGCAAACUUCAACACUUUUGCAAUCAACUUUAAGUAGGCCAAGCAUUGAUGAAUUUAACAUCCUAAGCAUAAUUAACCAAGAAAGUUGGCAACAGCCUUACAUACAGUAUCUCCGUAAUGGUACUAUUCCAGAAGAAAUCAAGGAUAAGAACAAGUUCAGGCGACAAGCCUCUUUCUUUACAUUGAUGAAUAACAUUCUGUAUAGGCGAGGAUAUUCUCGACCUUUGUUAAGAUGUUUGGACAGGGCAGAAGCCGAUCUUGUCUUAUCAGAGGCCCACGAGGGCAUUUGUGGGAUACAUUGUGGUGCUCGGAGCUUAGCACAGAAGGUACUCCGGGCAGGUUUUUACUGGCCGACGAUAUGGGACGAUAGUAGGCAAAAGGUCAGAACCUGUGACAAAUGUCAGAAGCACUCACCGAUGAUUAAUAUGCCAGCAGAACAUCUUCAUCAGUCAGAGAUUGAAGCACACCCCUUGGCAAAAAUCACAUCAUCCCAAAUGAUAAGCUUUGUUUGGAAAAGCAUAAUUUGUAGAUUCAGUGUACCAGGUCACAUCAUAACCGACAAUGGUCGGCAGUUCACUGACCAUAAUUUCAAGGAAUUUUUGCAGAACCUAAAGAUAAAACAGCAUUUCUCCUCGGUGGAGCAUCCACAAUCUAACGGGCUGGCAGAGGCCGCUAACAAAGUAAUCCUUCAGGCAUUGCGGAAAAAGCUCGACGACGCGAAGGGAUUAUGGGCUGAGCUCGUGCCAGAAGUGUUAUGGGCGUACAACACUACACCACAUUCAACGACCAAAGAGACACCAUUUCGCUUGGUCUAUGGAUCCGAGGCAAUGAUCCCCAUGGAAAUAUCACAAGACUCCCUCAGAACCCUAGCCGAGCAUCAUGAUGAAGCUCGGCAAGCAGAGCUCGACCUAAUUGAAGAAAUUCGAGAAACAUCAGCCAUCAGGCACCGAGCACUACAACAGCAGCUCAGUCGACGAUAUUCACGAAAGGUACAGCCGAGAACAUUCAACAUCGGUGAUCUAGUCUUAAGGAAAACUGAGCAAGCACGCCGACCUUCUUCCCACGGAAAGCUCGCCGCAGCCUGGGAUGGUCCAUACCGAGUAUGUGAAGUACUGGGGCGAGGGGCUUACAAAUUGGAACAAUUAGACGGCACAACAAUUCCGAGCACAUGGAACGUCAACUCUUUGAAACAAUAUUACAGUUAG
Molecule: messenger RNA, 2460 nt
Organism: Arachis stenosperma
Lineage: Eukaryota; Viridiplantae; Streptophyta; Magnoliopsida; Fabales; Fabaceae
Exons: 2
Coding region: 1-2460 (819 amino acids)
Biological process (GO): DNA integration
Molecular function (GO): RNA-DNA hybrid ribonuclease activity; nucleic acid binding
Source: RefSeq, a predicted model, not a curated record